This is a messenger RNA of Biomphalaria glabrata, 1298 nucleotides long. RefSeq lists its product as uncharacterized. Lineage: Eukaryota; Metazoa; Mollusca; Gastropoda; Planorbidae. Bases 51 to 1151 code for a protein of 366 amino acids. The transcript is spliced from 2 exons. The record is from RefSeq and is a predicted model, not a curated record.
CCAUACACAGUAACAUACAAACUUUUAGAGAACUUCGUACUAGCGUCAUUAUGAACUAUUUCAAGAUAUACUCCUUGACUUUAUUUCUUAUAUUUAUUCAUAAAAAAGAUGCUUACAUUAUAAUUGAUCAAAGUCCUGCCAAUGUUCGAUUUGAUUCUAUUACCACUCUCUCAACCAGAUGUACCUUUUUGAGAGACGAGUCAACAAAUAUAGUCCAUCCUCUGGCCAUCGUUUUGGCCCAAUCUAAAAACCUAGACAACAUUUUCCAAAAUAUCGCAAGCGUCUUCUUAUGUUCUGAUCCCCUGAAAAUUAAAGAGAGAUCAGAAAAUGUUAAAGUGGACGGAAAAAUUAACGGCUCAUCUUCAUAUCUUCAAUACGAGGUCCAUUUCCCCACAUCUAUAGAUUUCGGUUUCUACAGAUGUACAGUUAGCGGACUUGACCGAUCAUACGAUGUUAUCCAUGAGAUCAAAGUAUCUGAAAUUCAGAGCAGCUCUUCAACUGUUUCUGAACUUUUGGCAGAAAACAGGAAACUGGUUGAUAGAGUUACAAAGCUGGAGAAUCAGGUUAAAGUUUUUAGUGACAGCUGCGUGAAAUCAACAGAUUUACAAAGAUUUCAAAACGAUAUAACUCAAGAAAAUGAUGAAAAAUUCAAAGAUGUUCAUAAUACAUUGAGUUUGUUAAAUGAUUCGAAUCACUUUCUUGCAUCCACUCACAAUUCAUCGAAGGAAAUUAUGUUCCGGGCUCAAUUCACGUUUGAAAACAGUACUUACUAUUUGUCAAGAUUCGGUGUUGACAGAUUUCAUUCAGCGGAGAUUGUGUGUGCUACCUACGGCGGAUAUCUCGCGGAGAUAGACACCGCCUCAGAAUACAACGUGAUUGUUCAUUCUAUUAAGCUUCAUGUCCAGAAAGAAAGUCCAUUCAUCGGUUUGGUUACUGAUGGAUCGAGUAAUAAUUGGAUAUACUCCUUCAGCAGAACGCCUGCUACAUAUCUCUUGUGGAAUCCUAAUGGCGACCCAAGUAUAGGUAAAAAUGAGAACUGUGUUAUUUUGAGUCCGACGUAUGGAUUCACCAUGGCCAAUAUUCCGUGCAAUAAUUACUUGAACAUGCCAUGGCACUAUCUUUGUGAAGUCACGCCACAAAAGUUUACAUAGAGGAUUUUGAAACUUAUGUUAACCACAGUAAUCUAUAUUUUUCUUUGCGUUAUGAUUAUCAGGAUCGGGUUCAUAUUCUUUAAACUUUAUAAACACAUAUGAAAGGAAUAGCAAGUGAUAUGGAGUAAAGUGAGGCAAUAUAAUGAA